CAAAAAAGUUUUGAUCUUUAAUUUCAAGUUCUUGUGUUUGCUUAAUAAAAGUAUUAAAAUAAACAAAAUAUCAAAAAAAAAAAAAAAAAAAUCUUUUUUAGUUCUAAUACACUACAAAAUAGCAAAAAAGUUUUGAUCUUUAAUUUCAAUUCUUGUGUUAUUGAUUAAAAUAAAUAAAAUAUGAAAACCCAAUUAAAAAAUUCAAUCUUUUUUUGCUAAUAUACAACGAAUAACAAAAAAGUUUUGAUCUUUAACUUAAAAAUCUUGGUCUGGGCUUAUAAGUAUUGAAUUAUGGGGGCCAUGACGUCAACAGUGGCGGCGAAGUUUGCGUUUUUUCCGCCGGAGCCGCCGUCAUAUACGGUGGUGGAGGAAGGUGAUGGGAAGAUGAAGAUGGUGGGUGUGAUUGAGAGAGAAAACGUCGACGUUUUGAAGGUAAAGACAAAAAGAGGGAGUGAGAUAGUGGCGGCUUAUAUAAAGAAUCCGGUGGCAAAAUUGACUAUGGUUUAUUCACAUGGAAAUGCAGCUGAUUUGGGUCAAAUGUUUGACUUGUUUUGUCAACUUAGCCUUCAUCUUAAAGUUAAUUUAAUGGGGUACGAUUAUACUGGAUAUGGGCAAUCUUCCGGGAAGCCAAGCGAACAGAACACAUAUGCCGACAUAGAAGCUGUAUAUACAUGCCUUGAAGAAACUUAUGGCGUGAAAGAAGAAGAUGUAAUUUUAUAUGGCCAAUCUGUUGGUAGUGGACCUACUCUAGAGUUGGCAUCACGUUUAUCAAGAUUAAGGGCUGUUGUCCUUCAUAGUCCAAUCAUGUCAGGACUUAGAGUUAUGUAUCCUGUGAAACGAACAUAUUGGUUUGAUAUAUACAAGAAUAUUGACAAGAUACCAUUGGUCAGGUGUCCUGUUCUUGUUAUUCAUGGAACCGAUGAUGACGUUGUAGAUUAUUCUCAUGGUAAGCAGCUUUGGGAGCUCUGUGUAGAGAAGUAUGAACCGUUAUGGAUCAAAGGUGGGAAUCAUUGUGAUUUGGAGUUGUUCCCGGAGUACAUAAAGCACUUAAAAAAGUUCGUAUCAGCUGUUGAGAAAUCUGCAAGGAUGAAAAACGUAUCAGAAUCUCUAACAGAUACUGAUACAAACCCCCGGAGUAGUACAGAAUCUAAAGAGAAAUCGAGGCCGAGCGCAGAACUGCCAAGGCCAAGCACGAGUUCAGAGAGGUCAAGAUCAAGCCUUGACAGAAGAGAAAAGUCUAAGAAAAAUUUGGAAAAUGUGGAGAAGUCAACCAACGCCAAUGCAAGUGACCAACCCGAGAAAGCAAGAAACAGCAUUGAUCGAUUUGGAGAUAUAAUGCGAGCAGCAGUGUUAUGCAAUAUUGAUUGUUUCAAGCCCACGGGUGCAAUGGAUGUAGAAAGAUCGUAAUGGUCAAUGAAGCGAGGUUCUGUUUAAUAUUAUUCUUUCGAUUGGUUUGGAUGUGGUGUUUUCUUCGUUCCAGGUUUUACCAGAAUUUUUUAUUAUUUUUUUUUAGGCAGAUGUAUCUUAUAGUCUCUGUCAAAACUAAUAAUCUCUAUCUCUUAGUAGGAUGUGUGCCUCUGUGAUUAUAGAUGUGUUGGAACUUGUUUUAUAGAAUCAGAUACAAAUAUAUCACUUUUGGUUGAUUGUUUCAAGAGGAAAAAAGAUGGUUUUACA
Messenger RNA from Erigeron canadensis, 1674 nucleotides. RefSeq names its product alpha/beta hydrolase domain-containing protein 17B-like. The transcript has 6 exons. The record is from RefSeq and is a predicted model, not a curated record. Lineage: Eukaryota; Viridiplantae; Streptophyta; Magnoliopsida; Asterales; Asteraceae. The coding region runs from base 292 to 1407 and encodes 371 amino acids.